AUGGCUGUUCCCCGCCGCUUUGUCUGUAAAACAUGCAAUAGAUCAUUUCUGAAACCCCGAGGACUUGCUUUUCAUGAAGCUAGAACGCACUUGUACCCAAGACCCGAGCCUCCUCAUUCUACUUUCCAUUACCAUGCUGACUUGAAUGCUCAACCUUGCAACGAAGACAGAGAGUAUCUGCCCAACUACAUUCAGCCCCCUGGUCGUGAACUGCCCGGAAUUGACAACUGGUUCCCAUUCGACAGCCGCCCAUCAUUCCAGUUUGCCGAGCUCAUAUUCAAGAAAGUCCAGAUGUCCGCAGGAAACAUAGAUGAGCUGCUGGAAAUAUGGGCAGCUCAUAACACCUUAUCAGGCUCCAACAACACUGUGUUCAAAGAUGCAAAGGAUCUGUAUAGCACCUUGGAUUCAAUUCCCUAUGGUGACGCGCCGUGGAGCUCUUUCACCGUACACUACACAGGUGAACUCCCUCCCGAUGCCCCAUCAUGGAAGCGAGCGGAGUACACGGUCUAUUGUCGGGAUGCUCGGACCAUCGCCCACAAUAUACUUGACAACCCCGGCUUUGAUGGAAAGUUCGACUACAUACCGUUCGAAGAGUACACUGGGCCAGGGAAGCGGCAAUACUCGAACCUGAUUUCUGGGCGGUGGGCACACCGGAAAGCAACGCACAUCGCCCAAGACCCAGCUACUCACGGGGCUAUGUUCGUGCCCGUUCUCCUUGGGGCGGACAAGACAACCGUGUCGGUCGCUACCGGCAACAACGAAUUCCAUCCUGUUUACAUGUCACUGGGUAAUCUACACAACUCUGUACGCCAAGCACACCGGGAUGCAAUACUGCCAAUUGCCUUCCUCUCUAUUCCGAAAGCUGCGCGUGAGCAAGAUGAUACAGACGAGUUCCGACUCUUCAAGAAGCAGCUGUACCACGCGUCGUUGGCGCACAUCAUGUCACUGCUGAAGGCUGCAAUGACUACCCCGGAGGUUGUGCGUUGUCCCGACACACACUUCCGGUGUGCUAUCUAUGAACUGGGUCCGUUCUUGGCCGACUACCCGGAGCAGGUACUUCUGGCAGGGGUUGUCUCGAACUGGUGUCCUAUAUGUGAUGCUCUACCUGAAGACCUUGGGACAUGCGGAGAACCGCGUUGUCAGGAACACAUGCACUUCCUCCUAGAGCGCUUUGAUCCUGGGGUCAUCUGGACAACCUGGGGACUCGACGUGAACGUGAUUGCAUUUACGAGCCACUUUCCUCGAGCAGACAUCCACGAGCUCAUAACACCUGACCUUCUGCAUCAACUCAUCAAGGGGACGUUCAAGGACCACCUCGUCACAUGGGUGGAGCAUUAUCUACACGCGGUACAUCCGACAUCAUUGGCCGAGAAGAUAAUGGAUGAUAUUGAUCGAAGAUGCGCUGUCUAUCUACCUGCAAUAACUGGACAUGUGCCAGAUGAAAUGGUAAAAUGUUUUGCGGCUCUGCUCGACUUCUGCUACCUAGCCCGGCGGUCAGCGCACAACGAUGAUACCCUUGCUGCGAUGCAGAAGUCCCUGGACCGAAACUUUGGCUCUCCAAAUGGAGUCUGUACGUCCAUCACCGAGUCGAAGCACAUCCGUGCGGUCAAAGAACCCUGGCGCCGAUCGAGUAGGAAUAAUCCGCUGGGGCAAAUGCUUGUCACUAAUCAGCGGCUCGACAAGUUAGCUGCAAUGCGCCCGGUGCUUGAGGGCUCCGGGAUGCUGAAAGGGUCCGUUCUUGCCAACGCAAUGCUCGAUAUGGGCUUGCUGAAUCCCCAGGACUUGAAUGAAGAACAUAUUCGAAACAAUGACAGUGUAGAUGGUGACAACGUGGAUGUCCAUGAUGUGGACGGACCGGCGGUGAUGUCGUAUGUGGAACUUGGGAAGAAGCCAGCAUAUUCACAGAGCUUGCAGUCCCUCGCAAAUGAGCUCAACAAACCAGAUCUCGAAUUCCUCAUCCGGCGGUUUGUCUUCGAGCAACUGCAAGAUGCUGCCAUUCCACACGACAGCGGCGACAUCAAUGUGGAUGAUCUGCCAUCCGUGGAUGACCGAGUUCGUGUCUACCGGUCCGCUAGCGCAACCUUCUUCGCCCCUAGUGAGCUCGCUGGCGACAGGGGAAUGCAUCGCGAAUUUGAUACUGUGCUCAUUUCUCUCGAUCCCGAGCAGGAUGGGAUGAAAGGUAUGGUAAUCGGGCGCGUUCUCAGAUUCCUUUCGGUCCGUUACAAGCGCACUCGACCUGACCCUGUGACGGGUAUGUGGGUUGUCAAGCCGGAGAUGACUGCUAGGGGACGUUCUCUAGGCAUUAUUCACAUUGAUUCCAUCGUUCGUGCGGUACAUCUCAUAGGGGUCUAUGGUGAUACCUAG
Molecule: messenger RNA, 2364 nt
Organism: Gloeophyllum trabeum ATCC 11539
Lineage: Eukaryota; Fungi; Basidiomycota; Agaricomycetes; Gloeophyllales; Gloeophyllaceae
Exons: 11
Coding region: 1-2364 (787 amino acids)
Source: RefSeq, a predicted model, not a curated record